Molecule: messenger RNA, 2048 nt
Organism: Pieris brassicae (large cabbage white)
Lineage: Eukaryota; Metazoa; Arthropoda; Insecta; Lepidoptera; Pieridae
Exons: 14
Coding region: 223-1824 (533 amino acids)
Biological process (GO): protein modification by small protein removal
Molecular function (GO): peptidase activity
Source: RefSeq, a predicted model, not a curated record
CAAUAAUCAAAGUUCAAACAAUAAACGAGUGUAUUUUUUUCUAAAAUGUUACGUCGGUUCACACAUAAUUUGUUUGUCUAACUAAAGCAGAAUUGGGAAAUUGCAUUUAUCAAAAUGUUGUUAAAAUAGAAUUAUAUUGCAAAUUAACAAUAUUUUAAUAAUAAUAAAUCGUCCUCCAGGCUCUAGAAUCUAAAAACUACAUGCGUACCUAAAACAUUCACAAUGCAGUCAGAAGGGGUUCCAGUAGAUCUUUAUAUCUAUGACUUGACUAAUGGCCUGGCAUCUGUGAUAUCACCAAGUAUAGUAGGCCACAAAGUGGAAGGUGUUUGGCAUACAUCCAUAGUUGUGUAUGAGCGUGAGUACUUUUUUGGAGGGCAAGGAAUAAGCACCUGCCCACCGGGUAGCACAAGUUUAAGGGCUCCACAUCAAAUUAAGACCUUGGGGAACACAUUCGUACCAUUUCCAGUCUUCAAUCAGUACAUAGAGGGCCUGGCUACAUCAACAUAUGCAGGUUCAACCUAUCAUCUAAUCGAUCACAAUUGCAACCACUUCUCUGAUGAAAUCGCGCAGUUCCUUUGUGGUGAACGCGUACCUAAGCAUAUACUGUCCCAAGCUGAGAGAGACUUACCGGCGCAUCUCAGAAUAGCCCUUACUUCAAUGCUAGAUCAGCUGGUACCGGAUGGCUCGCAGGCAGUUUACGCGAACGGAGUUCGUCAUAGUCGACAAGACAGCCCCGAUUACCUUACGCUCAAUAAUCAAAUCGAAGAAGCAAGGAUUGCGUCACAGGAGUUGGAAGCUAAACGUAGUACCAUUGCGGAGAAACUUGCGCGAAAGGAGCGAAAAAAAGAAAAGAAAAGAAAGAAAUUGCGCGAACAAGGUGGAGCCGGAGAUGAUGAUGAUAUGGCAGAGGCUUUAGAAGCAGUAGAAGCUAGAGAUCCGGUAUCCCUAGCAGGGCCAAGUACUCGUGACCUUGACGUUGAGGCAGAGGAAAGACGCGCAGAGGAACAACGCAAGAGAACUAGAGAUCCUCCCGUGGUUUACAGGGAUAUUGAUGGAGUUCAAGAGUUUGAAGCCUUCUCAAAGACCCUCGAAGGAGUCGAACUAACAGCAGAAGAAAAGCAAAGUCUGGAGGAACUGCAACAGUAUUUAGUGCAGGGUGAAGGGAGCUGGGUACUUGGUGAUGAAUUCCUCAGUUUUAUUGGCCGUAUCCUGUCCGACCCGUCAAUAAAGACUAGCUCCCGUUGUGGUGUCUUGAGAUGUCUAGCAGCGAGUGCCUUAAAAGAUGACGUAUCACUUUUACUACACCAAGAUAGACGACAACACGCCUUAUUGGGAUAUGCGCACUCGAUUGAUAUGCUGCCAUUAGACGAACAACGUGCUUUAGGCCUUUUUAUGUGCAACUUGUUUGAAAACACGUCAUCGUCAGAGUGGCUACUUUAUAUCAGUGAGUGGGAGUUCAAGGGUGUGGCACUGUCAAAUAUCCGAGUCACUACUAAGGUGUGUGUGCAAUGUAUGCUGAGCGAUCAGACGGACCUACGCGAGUUCGGAACAGCGCUAUUGUACAACAUCGCCAGCAAGGAGGUAAAGACCGUGGUAUUCGACGAGGUAUGCGUGGAAUUGGCGAUGGCGGCCCUACAGCUAACGCAGUACGAGCCGGCUGAGGAACAUUUGUGGAGGACCCUCACAGCCUUAGCCCGGCUGGCCCAACAUUCGUCUGAAGUGCCACAACUUAUUGCUAUUGUUGGACCAGAUCCUAGUAGCUACAGGGGUAGGAGUCCACGCAUAGACGAACAGAUAGACAUAAUAAUGAAGAAAGUUAAGUAAACAUCUAGAAUAGUUAUGGAUUUGAUCCCUUUUAAUGUCGUGAGAAACUUAAUUUAUUAAUAUCGUUGAUAGCUUUUAUAGUUUAUUUGAAUUGUAUUUUGUAAUUUAUUAGAAUCCUCAAGAUUCUAGAUCGAUGUAGUACCUGACGUACUAUAUGUAAGUUAUUCUAAUAUGGUGCAUUUAAAAAUUUAUUGAUUGGUUUUAUAAAUAUAUUGGUAUGAAAU